Molecule: messenger RNA, 2520 nt
Organism: Diabrotica virgifera virgifera (western corn rootworm)
Lineage: Eukaryota; Metazoa; Arthropoda; Insecta; Coleoptera; Chrysomelidae
Gene: Nrk
Product: tyrosine-protein kinase transmembrane receptor Ror2
Exons: 1
Coding region: 140-2041 (633 amino acids)
Biological process (GO): multicellular organism development; positive regulation of kinase activity; protein phosphorylation
Cellular component (GO): signaling receptor complex
Molecular function (GO): transmembrane receptor protein tyrosine kinase activity; protein binding; ATP binding
Source: RefSeq, a predicted model, not a curated record
AAAGUCAAUUAAUACAAUAAAUAGUGAGAGAAGGUGGUGUAUUGCUUUAAAAAUUGAAAAACAUAACAGAAACUUAAAGAAAAAUGAUACAAAUAGGCCUAAAAAUGAUAUAACAAUAAGUUAGUUUUGAACUACAACUAUGUAUCGACUAUUUGCGUUAUUAUUUUUCAUUAAAUCAACACACACCUUAUCAGAAGGAUACUGUGCAUCAUACCAUGGUAAUAUCUGUAAAAACUACAUUUUAAGUACAAAACAGGUAUGGUACAAUAACAGCGGAGGAUAUGAGAACGAAUUAAUCACUACAGCUCUAUGGGAUGAAAUAAUAGUGCCACUUGAAGAACCAUGUCGUUCAGCGGCAGAAAAGUUGCUUUGUUUUUAUGCAUUUCCAGACUGCAACAUCUCCAAACCUCUUCCACUUUGUUACGAAGACUGUGUAGCCGUAAAACAACUAUUUUGUUACAAAGACUGGGCUCUUAUAGAGGACAAAAAAGAACAAGGCAUCUUUGUCAAAUCCAGAGGCCAUUUCCGUCUGCCUGAUUGUGCAGGUUUUCCUAAAUUUAAUAAAGAUAUGGUAGAAUGUUCUUAUGCAGGCCUAACUGAAUUAAAAUUAGAUGAAAUAACUUACGAUUGUGUAAAAGGAAGGGGUAGGUUUUAUCAAGGAAAGGUAAAUUUAACUAAAGAUGGAAUUCCUUGCCAAAGAUGGGAUUCACAGUCACCUCACACACACGAUUCACCCCCACAUAUAUUUCCUGAGUUGAAAAAUGCAGAAAACUAUUGCAGAAAUACUGGAGCAGAAGAAAAAAGGCCUUGGUGUUUUACUACGAAUCCUAAUAUCAGGUGGCAACAUUGUGAUAUACCACGCUGUCCAAAUUCUACUUUUGAUGAAUUGGACACACGUACUAUAGCUAUGGACCAGAUAUUAUCACCUACAUUUCUUAUUAUAAUAUCUACAGUGGGACUUCUGGUCCUGGUGACUUGUUUGUUACUCAUUUUAUUGUGUUACAGAAUCCACAAAAGACAUUUAAUGGGAUAUAAUGCCCCUGAAGCUGCUGAAGUCAAUAUAGACUUGGAUAAACUGCCUAGCAAUAUGGCCUAUCACAGUCAUGGUGCUACCUUAAAUCCAAAAUUAGAGAAGCUUGAAUUUCCUAGAAAUGAUAUAAUAUACAUUAGAGACUUGGGACAAGGUGCUUUUGGAAGUGUGUUUCAAGCAAAGGCACCUGGACUCAUAGCAGGUGAAGAAUUCACUAUAGUAGCUGUUAAGAUGCUAAAAGAGGAUGCUUCCGAAGACAUGCAAGAAGAUUUUGAAAAAGAGGCAUGUCUUCUAGCUGAAUUUGAUCAUCCGAAUAUUGUAAAACUACUGGGGGUGUGUGCUGUGGGUAGACCAAUGUGCCUGCUUUUUGAAUAUAUGGGAAAAGGGGAUUUGAAUGAAUUUUUAAGACAGUGUUCUCCUAGUAACUAUGUAGUAAGAAGUAUCGUGGAUGGUAGUUCCCCUAGUAGAGAAAUUUACAAAGACAACCAAAUCAGUCACUUGGAUAAGGUUAAUAUAGCUUUACAGAUCUCAUCUGGCAUGGUUUAUUUGUCUCAAAGGAAAUUCGUCCAUAGAGACUUAGCCACUAGGAACUGUCUAAUAAGUGAAGAUAUGGUAGUAAAAAUAGCAGACUUUGGUUUGUCGCAGAAGAUUUACCUUCAAGAUUAUUAUAAAGGUAGUGAUAGAGAUGCCAUUCCAGUGCGGUGGAUGCCAUUGGAGAGCAUCCUUUACAACAAAUACACUCCAGAAUCAGAUGUGUGGGCUUUUGGUGUCUGCCUGUGGGAAAUAUUUUCCUACGCCUUACAACCAUACUAUGGAAUGACCCAUGAAGAAGUGAUCAAGUUUUUGAAGGAGGGUAAUGUACUAGCAAGUCCUGAAGGUUGUCCAGCACCUUUGUACGAGGUUAUGAAACAAUGCUGGGGACAGAAACCAGUGGACAGACCCAGUUUCCAAACCAUCUAUCAAACUAUGAUUGAUAUAAGGGUGAAUAUGCUUUCCAUGCCUCUACAUUAAGUUCCUUGUUUUUUAUUAUAUUUUGUUUUUGUUAUGAUCUUAAAAAAAAAAGAAAAACAUGCAUAAAAUAUAUUAUAAGUAGGUACAGUAAAGUUUUUAUUCAAAAUAUUGAAUUUAAAUGGUUUCAAAUGUUUUUCUAAAACUUUGAUAUUUAUAAUAAUUUCCAACGAUUUUCGAAGUGGAAAUGAAAACGUCAAAUAAACUUAAUUUUAAUCCAUUAAUGCAUAUAAUAAUAAAUUAUAUUGUUUUUUUUUUCAAAAUUUUACUUACCUAUACAUAAUUGUCAGUAAUCUUGUUCUUAAUAAGGAAAUAAUCAUGAAAUUAAUUUACAUCUUUGCAUUUUUGAAUUAUGACCCGAUCUAUAGAUAGGACACUGGAUGUUAGGGUUAUUAUAAUUAACUGUAUGUAUGAAUAAGUUCAAAACAGAUCAGAGAAUUAAAAUUUUUAUUUACACCUAAUAAAAACAAGUUUAUUUCUUA